AGAGAAAGAGAGAGAGAGAGAGAGAGAGAGAGAGAGAGAGAGAGAGAGAGAGAGAGAGAAAACUACAAGGUUGUAGCGUCUACGACCCAGGCCCAGCAAUCGUCGAGUCAGCAGCCGCCCCUCCAAUACCUUCCAUCUGAUCAGUGCGCGUCUAAAAGUUCUUUCCAUCGCCUCUGGGCGCAUCUGGCAACAUGGACCGACCGAAUUUUAACACUCGACGAUCCGUAGAUAGUGCACGCACCGCUACCGCUACCACUCCUGCUUCCCCUGCCGCUGCCAAUGCCGCCGCGCCUGCUUCUCCUCUCAACCCGCACUUUUCCCAAACUUCGUCAUCCUCUUCCCAUUCGACAGUAAACACCUCUGCUCCUACCGACGUUCCUCUGCGAUCGAGGCCCGGACGCUCCGUCUCGCAUUCCCUCAAUCUAUCCUCUUCUGCCAGCAGGAAGAGCCGACAUGCCGAGCCUGGAACGACCGACGCCCACUCUGCCUCUGCUAGUCUUUCCAUGCCCCCGCCCUCUUCGAUUCCUCUAAAGAGCCCGAGAACUUCUCUCUGCCGCACCCGCCGAGAAUCCAAUAACUCGCUCGAAGCCUGGAGCGAUUCCGCCUUGCAGUUUGCCGACGUCGACGAGGUCGAUAAUACCCCACGCCUCAUGUCUGGGUCUAGCCAGCAAGAUUCCACCGCCCCAUAUCGCCCCCUCCCCGAACCCGCCCUCACCUCCCGAUCAUCUUUUUCUUCCGAGUCCGACCUCAAGGACAAGCGCACAUCCGUCUCCAGCAUCUUUUCCGUCUACUCCUUGGCCUCGGCUCGCGGUGCCGCCCCAACUUCCGUCCCCGCCACCCAAUCCUCUGCUGCUUCGACGAACGGCUCCGACGGUGGCCCUUCGCGCUCCGUUUCCGGCAUCAUGUCGUCAGGAAAACCCGUCACGAAUGCCUCGCAACCCGGCGCCGAGCUCUCCAACGUCACUGUGACCACCUCCUCGAACGGUCAAAAUGCCAACGCCGCCCCAGGUGGCCAUCACCUGGCGCCGCGCGAGACCAAUACCCAUACACACCACGAAGUAAUCAAACGGCCUCCUCGUCCCGCCCAGCCAACGCGAUCCCGCAGCCGCAACAAGCGCAGGUUCAGCGGAAGCACUGGUGCAAGCAGCCACAGCCCCAGUAGCGAUCGAGGACCCUACCACAACAAGGAGAAAGAAGAGGGUCAGUCAAGAGAUACAAGCGCGCCUCGACAACGUGUACCGACAAGCUCUAAUGCACCUGCAGUCAAGCCAGCGCCUUGGGGUGUUAUUGGAGUUUGCGCGUUGGAUGUCAAGGCCCGCAGCAAGCCUAGCAGAAACAUUCUGAACCGACUCAUUGCUAACCGCGAGUUCGAUGUCGUUGUGUUUGGUGACAAGGUCAUUUUGGACGAAGGUAAGCCGCCGUUUAGCCCAAUGGAGAGGAGGAACCCGAGCUCGGAGCGGAUUCGAAAUCCAGAAGGUGCAUGACGUCGAAAAACUUUUGCUAACCGUUGCAUUCACU
Molecule: messenger RNA, 1518 nt
Organism: Colletotrichum acutatum
Lineage: Eukaryota; Fungi; Ascomycota; Sordariomycetes; Glomerellales; Glomerellaceae
Exons: 1
Coding region: 192-1484 (430 amino acids)
Biological process (GO): inositol phosphate biosynthetic process; inositol metabolic process
Cellular component (GO): cytosol
Molecular function (GO): 5-diphosphoinositol pentakisphosphate 1-kinase activity; inositol hexakisphosphate kinase activity; diphosphoinositol pentakisphosphate kinase activity
Source: RefSeq, a predicted model, not a curated record